This is a messenger RNA of Necator americanus (New World hookworm), 276 nucleotides long. RefSeq lists its product as uncharacterized. Bases 1 to 276 code for a protein of 91 amino acids. The record is from RefSeq and is a predicted model, not a curated record. The transcript has a single exon. Lineage: Eukaryota; Metazoa; Nematoda; Chromadorea; Rhabditida; Ancylostomatidae.
AUGAAAGGAUGCUUGACUCAUGGAGACAAGCCGGAAGAAUCUAGUCGUCACGAAACACUUCUGCGUGUAAUGUGCAAGAUUUUAGAGUGGCUUAUCAUCGCGAAGAAACCAAUGACGAGCCAGCUUUCACUCUCUUGUCAAUCGACCGAACGCGUUGGUGAAAUACCAGGGAAUUUUGUGCGCCUAAUCAACGACAUGUACAGAAGAAGAACUGUUGCGGUUCGAACAGCAGCUGAAUGUGCUGUACCGUUCGGAAUGAAAAAUGGAGUGAGAUGA